Messenger RNA from Varroa destructor (honeybee mite), 1252 nucleotides. It is a transcript of the gene sta, whose product is annotated as stubarista 40S ribosomal protein SA. Gene Ontology annotation, biological process: translation. NCBI's taxonomy places the organism in Eukaryota, Metazoa, Arthropoda, Arachnida, Mesostigmata, Varroidae. The record is from RefSeq and is a predicted model, not a curated record. Gene Ontology annotation, molecular function: structural constituent of ribosome. Gene Ontology annotation, cellular component: ribosome; small ribosomal subunit.
ACUAAGACCCUUUGUACAUUAUAACAUGUUCCGAAAAUGCCAGUCGACUCCGGAGUUUGUAGUGUGUAUUGCUGUGCCACUACUUUAUCAACUUUUAUGCAUAUGAGUGUCAUGUGAUGAUAUUGUUUCGGCAACGUCCGAAGUUUUUAUUCGUCAUUGCCUUGAACGAAAACUUUUGCGCCAAGAUGUCGGAGGGAAACAAAGUUUUGCAGUUGCGACAGGAAGAUGUGAAAAAUUUCCUGGCAGCCCACACCCAUAUCGGUGCGACUAAUGUCAACUAUCAAAUGGAACAGUAUGUGUUCAAGCGUCGCUCGGACGGUGUCCACUUGAUCGACCUGAGCAAGACAUGGGAGAAGAUUUUGCUCGCGGCUCGUGCCAUUGUCGCCGUCGAAAACACAUCCGAAGUCUGCGCCAUUGCUUGUUCAUCGUCUUCCGGCGAAUCGAAGCCGCUUGGACAGCGUGCCGUGCUGAAGUUCGCAAAGUACACUGGCGCUACACCCAUUGCCGGCCGAUACACCCCUGGUACCUUUACUAAUCAGAUUCAGCAGGCUUUUAAGGAGCCUCGCCUCCUUGUCGUAUGCGAUCCUGGCGCAGACCACCAGCCUAUCGAAGAAGCCUCGUACUCGAACAUCCCCGUGAUCGCCUUCUGCAACACCGAUUCGAACUUGCGUUAUGUCGACAUUGCCAUCCCGUGCAACAACAAGGCCAAGGACUCGAUAGGUCUGAUGUGGUGGCUGCUGACCCGUGAGGUUAUGCGUAUGCGAGGCACCGUGCCCCGUGAGGUGCCUUGGGAUAUUAAAGUCGAUAUGUUCAUCUAUCGUGAUCCCGACGAGGUCAAGAAAGAAGAGCAGGCUGCCCUUGAGGCGGCGGCUCCAUCCGGGAUCACCCAGGCGCCCACGGAGGAUUUCACGACGGACUUCCAGACCGACGUUAGCAGUCUCGCUGCUAACGACGAAUGGGCGACGCCUGCUGGUUCUACCAGCGUUGUCGCUACUGCCCCCGCCAUCGCCCCAGCUCCAGCUGUUACUGGCGCUACUGAGGACUGGCCAAACACCAAGAAGGUUAUCAAUUGGGCCGAUUAGACAAAGCGAGUAGAACAUCUCGCCAGAUGAACUGCUGUACAAUGUACUACAGAAGGUCUUGCUAGGAAGUAUUAAAAUCAUUGUCACCACUCGCAACUGGCAGAAAUCAUUUGUAAUUGUGGCACAGCGUAAGAAAAUAAACAGCUGAUCGAUGCUGUACUGCUGAAAAA